Molecule: messenger RNA, 1640 nt
Organism: Alosa alosa (allis shad)
Lineage: Eukaryota; Metazoa; Chordata; Actinopteri; Clupeiformes; Clupeidae
Product: meprin A subunit beta-like
Biological process (GO): proteolysis
Cellular component (GO): membrane
Molecular function (GO): zinc ion binding; protein binding; metalloendopeptidase activity
Source: RefSeq, a predicted model, not a curated record
AAACCAUUGGUCAAUGGACCUAAUGUCACGAAACAAAUAGAAAUCUGGAUAUCACAGAGAUAAAUAAAGAUUUACACCUUGUUGAAGGGGACAUCAAGACAACUAGGCAGAAGAGGUCCAUUAGAGGUCAACAGUACCGCUGGCCAUUGCCCGUCCCAUAUGAUUUCAGCUACACCUUGCACAUGAAUGCCGAAGGAGUCAUCCUCAAAGCCUUUGAGCAAUUCAGGCUCAAGACAUGCAUUGAUUUUCAGCCCCGUCAAUGGUUUGAACAGCAUGUCACACUGAAGUGGGGUCUAGGAUGCUGGUCUGAGGUAGGAAGACAGCCUAAAAUGGCACAGGACCUCGCCAUUGGCACUGGCUGUGACCAAGUGGCCACCGUAGAGCAUGAGCUCAUGCACACUCUUGGCUUCUGGCAUGAGCAGUCAAGAUAUGACCGGGACAAUUACAUCUCAAUCAACUGGGAAAACAUCGAAAUAGGUCAGACCAAUUUCAAAUUAACACCAAAACUACCAACAGCACCAUAUGACUACUUCUCAGUCAUGCACUACCCUAAAGAUGCCUUCAGCAAUGGCAAGGGAUCUACUAUCAUCACUAAACUACCUGAGUUCCAAGAUGUGAUUGGACAGACACUGGAUAUGAGCCAUUAUGAUGUAGAAGAGCUCAACAAGUUCUACAGAUGCAUAAUUUCGUUUCGAUUAGUAUAUUCUGUGCUCAUGGAUGAGUCCAUCUCCUUCCUGGACCACUGCAGCUUUGAUGAUGACAAGAGCAUGUGUGACAUGAGGCUCUGCUUCAGAAGAUCACAAGGUUGGAGAAGAGAGAGCCGAGUAGCUAGAGGUCCCCAGUCUGACCACACACACCUGGACACAGACUCCCAGGGCACAGGAUUCUUCAUGCACUUCAGCACCAAGAGAGGCAGAGUGGGACACUCGGCCAGACUACAGACCAGGAGGAUGACCCCCAGAAGAAGCUGCAAGGUCCAGUGCCUUGAGCUCUUCUACUACCACAGUGGGAGUUGGUCUGACCAGCUCAACAUCUGGAUAAGAGAGUUUGAUGGUGUGAAUGACACUGAAGGAACUCGUAGACUCAUGAGUCGAAUACAAGGUUCUCCAGCUGACUACUGGCAGCUUCACCAUGUUCCUCUGAACGCCACUAAGACCUUCCAGGUGGAGCUUGAGGCCAUCAAAGGAGGGGGUUCCUCCAAAGGCGGCUUCUCUGUGGAUGACCUCAACCUGUCAGAAACCGAAUGCCCCAAUCAUACAUGGCAGAUCAGUAACUUUGAGGAAAAAUUAAACGUUAGUGCAAACUCAUUUCUUCUCAGCCCAAAGUACUACUCUGAAGACGGAUAUAGGUACCAGAUAAUGAUACGACUGAAUUAUUUUGGAGUAUUUGUACGACUAGUGUCAGGGAUUAAUGAUGAUACACUUGAAUGGCCUUGCGACUCAAGGCAGGUCACAGUUACUUUGCUGGACCAGAACCCUCACAUUCAAAAGCGCAUGUCCAAACAAAGAAGCGUAACUACAAGUUCAAAACAAGACCUUGACGAAUUCUUUCACAAGCCAAGAACACAGGGAACUCUGCAAACAGAUGACAGCUCAGAAGAUUUCUAUACUAACGAUGGGAUAGAGGGGGUUAACAAUUAA